This is a messenger RNA of Gregarina niphandrodes, 1656 nucleotides long. RefSeq lists its product as hypothetical. The record is from RefSeq and is a predicted model, not a curated record. The transcript has a single exon. Bases 1 to 1656 code for a protein of 551 amino acids. Lineage: Eukaryota; Apicomplexa; Conoidasida; Eugregarinorida; Gregarinidae.
AUGGAGGGUGGAGCGAAGCCGAUGACGUCGUUGAUCGACGACCGUGAGAACGAGAAGUUAGUGUAUUCGGGAUUGGGGUUACGGCCGGCGUCGCUAGAUAUAAGUUGUGGUGAUUUGUCUAAGUUCUACUGCAGUGAAGAGUCGCAUCUGAAUAAGAUUUGGGGUGGAGGGGAGUUGAAGAGGUUGACGGCAACGAAGAACGAGGAUGGGUCCAUGAGUGUGGUGAUCGUAACGAAUCCGUUAUUGAUAGUGACGACGUACAGUGGGGUGCAAGGCUGGCAGAACAGUUGUGUGUGUAAAAAUCUAUGCAGCGAGAAGGAGCACUGCAAACGAAUUUGUUUCUACUCGGGUGUGGACGAGGAAACAAAUGAGAUGGCGGACAUUUGGGUGGUUAGCUACGCCUCAUUAAAUGCGCAGGGAGACAAGCUAUGUGAGCGUAAAUGGCGCGCCGUGAUUUUGGAAAAUUCGAGUACAAUUCCACUGCCGCACUCUUGCACAAUCAAGAACCUUCUUCGACUCAAAUGCGCGGACUGGGUCACAGUGAAUUACGUCAACCACAAGUCUGAGUUCUCCACCUCCUGGAUGGACAUCCAUCGACAAGCGCAGUUGUUCCAAAGACACACUCAAAAUUGGAUACAAACACCUAUAUUCUGGAAGUACGUUGAGUCGGGCUAUAAGGGCGAUAUCGGACCUGAGCGACACCCUGCGACCUACGCGUUGCUCCACUACCUCCAUGACUGGAUCGAACGAGACAGCAUAAAGGUAUCCAGACCCGCUAAAAUCCAACUAGAAGACGUCCUACAAGAUUCUAAGGAGAACCAAGUCUCGCUCAAAGGCACGCCAAAGGGGACUGUAACGCCCCGAACUAAUCGAAACCGACAGGCUGCUGUGUGGGUGGUCACUGUCACUCCGGAUACUAAUGACCUGAGGAGACUCGAGGCUCUUAAGACGAUACACGCCGGGGGCGACUGGGAACAGACUAUUUGCGACUACUUCAAGCAGCCUCAGCGUCUGCCGGACGUGACGCAGAGCUCUUGCUUCAUGUGUGGCUGUCCACAAGGAGAGGUCUACAUGGUGUGCUGCCGGACUUGGCUGCACAAGGGCUGUCUUAGCACCGAACUACAGGUGCAGGAAAGGUGCCCCAAAUGCCGAGUGGCCUUCAGAGCCAACGAGCACUCAAUCUCGAGGCGAUUACUCGAAUCCGAUUCGCAAAAGCCGGUACUCCUAGACCCCUCGCGACAGAGUGCCGAGGUACAUGACUGGAGUCUAGCCGGCACGCUGUCGACUAUGGCAAGAAGCAUUGCGGAACAUUGCGGAACGAGGCACCGGUAUGAAUUUUUAUGCCCCACUCAGUUCACCAAGACGAUCGACUUGAUGGACCCAGAGUCAGUCCAUUCCGUCCAACUUUACGCAACUCCCGUUCCGAGUUCUUCAACUCAGAACUCACCUCUCCAGGAACGUAACUCCGGCCUUCAAGAGACCAAUGAGUACGAUGGACACAUCUGGUUCCUGACGCCGGACAUGAAGGUCAGUACAACCGACGUUAAAGGGCAUCACGUCCUCGUCUACAUAUACGGCGAAGUGCCCACGAACCGGGCCAACUGGAAGCCUUUACACGCCGUCCCCAAGAGACAACGCAUCAAGAUCUUGUACUAA